Messenger RNA from Galendromus occidentalis (western predatory mite), 1011 nucleotides. Its product is annotated as palmitoyltransferase ZDHHC15-like. Gene Ontology annotation, cellular component: endoplasmic reticulum; Golgi apparatus. Gene Ontology annotation, biological process: protein targeting to membrane; peptidyl-L-cysteine S-palmitoylation. The coding region runs from base 1 to 1011 and encodes 336 amino acids. Lineage: Eukaryota; Metazoa; Arthropoda; Arachnida; Mesostigmata; Phytoseiidae. The transcript has a single exon. Gene Ontology annotation, molecular function: protein-cysteine S-palmitoyltransferase activity. The record is from RefSeq and is a predicted model, not a curated record.
AUGGCCGCUAUCCCCCCGGAAUCACCGAAAAGCGACUCUCAAGGCGGACCGUUCUGGGACAUAGUCGGCAGAUACAUCGGGCUUUUAGUGUUCUUCAUCUUGGUCAAGACCUCUUGCUCCCUGUAUCUGUACUCAGUGGUUUUCAGUGCGGUCGGCCCGACACAUCGAAACCUGCAAUAUUUUCUCACAACCUUCACGUAUUUCUUCGGCAUCUUAUCCGUUUGGUCGUAUUGGCGGACCCACCGUGAGCUCCCUUCGAAAAUCCCAGACCGCUACUAUUUCACUGGGGCGGAAUGGCGCAUCAUCGAAGCUCUAAGAUACGACCAUCAGGCUCUAUCGGAAGAACUCGCAGUCAUGGCCGACGCGCGUGGCAUCCGGACUCGAACGCCGGAUGGCCUCGUGAACGCCUGCAAUACGUGUCGUGUCAUCAAACCGGAACGAACGCAUCACUGUAGCGUUUGUAGAAUGUGCGUCAUCAAAAUGGAUCAUCACUGCCCGUGGUUCGGAAACUGCAUCCACUAUCACAAUUUCAAGUAUUUUCUCCAGGCUCUGCUGUACUCCACUCUCGGGAUGACUUUCAUGCUUCUUACGGCCGCUAUCUAUUUGUUAGUUUCGGAUAAUGGAAUGAAACGGAUGAAGGCGGCGGACGGAGCUGUGCUGGGUUUCGUUGUGCUCGUCCUCCUGAGUUUCUGUGUUGGCGUCCCCACUGGCGGAUUUUUCGUGGCGUCCUUUUAUCAUGCAAUGCACAACGUCACCACGUUAGAGGAUCUGAAGGGGACGGUGUACUUCGCGGAUGGUGCUGAGGAAUCCUACAAUUUGGGCUCGUGUUGUCUAAAUCUGAAGCAACAGCUCGGGCCCGUCUUCCUCGCUUGGCUCAUUCCCGUGAAUAGUACCCCUGGUGAUGGCACCCAGUAUCUGGUGCGCUCCGAUGUGGACACAGCUAAAUCGAAGAGACGAAAAUUGACGGACAAGAAAGCGAUUGAUCACACUUUCAGCGGGACGACAAGCUAG